AUGGGAGGAUUUCUUAUUUUCGGUAUCUUGAUCAUCGCAGCCCUUUUAGCUGGAUUAGGUUGGUCAGCAGCACCAAAGGGUGAUAAUCAAGUUGUUGUUCGUAGUUCGAUACUAGCUUCGAUAAUCUGUUGUUAUCUAAUGUGGGCAAUCGUUUAUCUUGCACAACUAAACCCACUGAUACAACCAAAACGAAGUGAUCUUCGUCAAGAACAUACAUAUCAAUCUCUUUAAGAAUCUCUUCUUCAUAGACCGUUUCUCUUUUUGUUCGUCGCAAGUCAAUUCAUCUUCCUCUUGGUUUUUAUCGAUGGCCUUCAUCUUCACCGACCGCACGUCCAAAACUUCUAUCACCGCUCGAAAAACUCAUUGAUUCGAGCACAUCAAAGGUUUAUAACCUUUUGGGACCUAUUUGAACAGAAGGUCUUGAACUCAUGUACUCUCGAUUGUAUAAGUAAAGGACUUUUAUUUGUUUAAUUGCAUGUUUCCUGAACACGGGACUUCUUUUCGGGAACUUGUGGUUCUAUGAUCUCAUUUAACAUUGAUCUGAAUCCGAGAAUGCCAAAAGACGGCCAGUCAUUUGUUUGCCUCUUAAUUGGGUUAUCUCAAGGCUUGAACUGAUUUUGAAACAUCAUGAAAAACGACUUUUGAAUUAUUUCUCUAUCCUCAAGCACCAGUCAGACUUACUCGUAAUUAGAUAUGAUUGACUUCCCAUCAGAUCUCCAAUUCAACACAAACUUUAAUUCUUGAUCCUCAAAUGUUGAUUUCAUGCAAUUCUUUUAAAACUUUU
Melampsora larici-populina 98AG31 is the source of this 784-nucleotide messenger RNA. RefSeq lists its product as uncharacterized. The coding region runs from base 1 to 231 and encodes 76 amino acids. The transcript has 3 exons. Gene Ontology annotation, cellular component: vacuolar proton-transporting V-type ATPase, V0 domain. Gene Ontology annotation, biological process: proton transmembrane transport; vacuolar acidification. The record is from RefSeq and is a predicted model, not a curated record. Gene Ontology annotation, molecular function: proton-transporting ATPase activity, rotational mechanism. Lineage: Eukaryota; Fungi; Basidiomycota; Pucciniomycetes; Pucciniales; Melampsoraceae.